Molecule: messenger RNA, 3437 nt
Organism: Carya illinoinensis
Lineage: Eukaryota; Viridiplantae; Streptophyta; Magnoliopsida; Fagales; Juglandaceae
Product: V-type proton ATPase subunit a3-like
Exons: 17
Coding region: 275-2515 (746 amino acids)
Biological process (GO): proton transmembrane transport; vacuolar acidification
Cellular component (GO): vacuolar proton-transporting V-type ATPase complex; vacuolar proton-transporting V-type ATPase, V0 domain
Molecular function (GO): proton-transporting ATPase activity, rotational mechanism; ATPase binding
Source: RefSeq, a predicted model, not a curated record
GCUCGACACCGGGUCCGACCACUAUACCCUUUUUGUAGCGGUUGUACAAUUAUCAAUAUCAAUAGAAUGAAUACGUGAAAAUUCGAGACACAGUCAGAGGCGCAGGCUCAGAAGCGCAGGCUCAGAAGCAAACAAAGGACAUCUCUACACCUCGUGUGGGUUUCGAGACUCUUGACACUCAGAUCGAUCUAUCACUACUUCCUUCUCUGUGGCUCUCGCUGAGAGAGAGAGAGAGAGAGAGAGAGAGAGAGGCCAUCUAACUGUUAAGUGAGAAAUGGGAGAGGCCCGAGGUGGGUGUUGCCCGCCGAUGUAUCUGUUCAGGUCGGAGCCGAUGCAGCUGGUCCAGCUCAUCGUCCCCAUUGAGUCCGCUCACCUCACCGCUUCCUACCUCGGCGACGUUGGUCUCCUCCAAUUCAAAGACCUGAAUGUGGAGAAGAGUCCAUUUCAGCGGACUUAUGCUGCUCAGAUUAAAAAAUGUGGGGAGAUGGCACGUAAAUUACGCUUUUUCAAGGAACAAAUGCUGAAGGCAGGCUUUUGCUCAAAAAAGUCUACAGCACAAGUUGAUAUCAAUUUGGAUGAUUUAGAGGUAAAACUAGGUGAACUUGAGGCAGAGCUGGUGGAAAUAAAUGCAAAUGGUGAGAAGUUGCAACGCGCUUAUAAUGAACUAGUGGAAUAUAAGCUUGUUUUGGAGAAGGCUGGCGAGUUUUUUCACACAGCUCUCAGCAGUGCCACAGAACAACAAAGGGAGUAUGAAUCCAGCCGGACUCAUGAAGAAUCCUUGGAUACACCUUUAUUAUUGGAUCAAGAAAUGUCAACUGACUCAUCCAAGCAAGUUAAGUUGGGCUUCAUCACAGGCCUUGUUCCUCAGGAAAAGUCUAUGGCAUUUGAGAGGAUUAUUUUUCGUGCUACCAGGGGUAAUGUGUUUAUAAGGCAAGUUGUAGUUGAGGACCCUGUGACAGAUCCAGUCACUGGAGAGAAGAUUGAGAAGAAUGUAUUUGUGGUUUUCUACUCCGGAGAAAGAGCAAAGAACAAGAUUCUUAAAAUAUGUGAAGCUUUUGGAGCAAAUCGUUAUCCUUUUGGCGAGGACUUGGGUAAACAAGCUCAAAUGAUCACCGAGGUUUCAGGAAGACUCUCAGAGCUGAAGGCUACUAUAGAUAUUGGGCUGCUGCAACGAAACAAUUUGUUGCAGACAAUUGGAGAUCAUUUUGAGCAGUGGGACACCUUGGCGAGAAAGGAAAAAUCUAUAUAUCACACCCUGAAUAUGCUUAGUCUUGAUGUGACAAAGAAGUGUCUUGUUGGUGAGGGUUGGAGUCCUGUUUUUGCAACAAAACAGAUCCAGGAUGCAUUGCAGAGGGCAGCGUUUGACUCUAACUCCCAAGUUGGAGCAAUUUUCCAGGUUUUGCAAACAAAGGAGUUACCGCCUACCUAUUUUCGGACAAACAAGUUUACUUCUCCUUUCCAAGAAAUUGUUGAUGCAUACGGGGUGGCUAAAUAUCAAGAAGCAAACCCUACUGUAUACACUAUCGUAACAUUUCCAUUUCUUUUUGCUGUCAUGUUUGGUGAUUGGGGGCAUGGACUAUGCUUGUUAUUUGCAACAUUAUUUCUAAUAGCGAGGGAGAGGAGAUAUUCUAGUCAGAAGCUUGGAGACAUUAUGGAAAUGAUGUUCAGUGGUCGUUACUGUAUUUUGAUGAUGGCACUCUUCUCAAUCUACACAGGCUUGAUCUAUAACGAAUUCUUCUCUGUCCCAUUUAAGCUUUUUGGCCCUUCGGCCUAUGCUUGCCGUGACCUUUCCUGCAUAGAUGCCACAACAGUGGGCUUGAUUAAGGUGCUCCCCACUUACCCAUUGGGUGUAGAUCCUGCAUGGCACGGUAGCCGUAGUGAGCUACCAUUCCUGAACUCUUUGAAGAUGAAGAUGUCAAUCCUUCUUGGGGUAGCUCAGAUGAACCUGGGAAUCAUAUUAAGCUAUUGUAAUGCCAAAUUCUUUCGGAAUAGACUGAAUGUCUGGUUCCAAUUCGUUCCCCAGAUGAUUUUUUUAAACAGUUUGUUUGGCUACCUGUCCAUUCUCAUCCUUGCAAAGUGGUGCACUGGUUCACAAGCUGAUCUAUACCACAUAAUGAUAUACAUGUUCCUCAGUCCCACCGAUGAUCUGGGUGAAAACCAGCUUUUUGCUGGCCAGAAGACAGUGCAGCUUGUAUUACUAUUACUGGCCCUUGUUGCUGUACCCUGGAUGCUACUCCCAAAGCCUUUUCUUUUGAAGAAGCAACACCAAGAUCGGCUCCGAGGCCACUCAUACACACUGCUCCAGGACACAGAGGAUGACACCUUUCAGUUGGGGUCAAACCAUGACUCACAUGGUCAUGAGGAGUUUGAGUUUGGUGAAGUUUUUGUACACCAACUCAUACAUACUAUAGAAUUUGUGCUUGGAUCAGUUUCGAAUACAGCUUCUUACCUUCGUCUAUGGGCCCUGAGCGACAUGCCAUCUCAUCUUCCACAUCAUGGUGAUCCACCGGGCUAAAGUUGUUUCAAAAGAAAUGGGAACCUUUUGAGAGGUCAUACUUAUUGACAUAUCAAGCCAUGAAACUUUUUUUAUUGAUCUAUUGGAGUCAAGUUUGGCUUCUUCCCUUGUAUAGGAUGACAUAUUGGGAGCCUGUACCAAAAACCAAAACUAGCCUGACCUCACUUAGACGGAGAUCUUCUGCCUCAUGAAUAUUUGGUCAUGUCCCACAAAGCUAGGUUGCUACCUUCCCAUUGCAUCCUUACUUGUGUGUUGUCAAUCGUGAAUGAAGGGGAUCUUGAUGUUCCAUUGACACAAAUGGGGAUCCAAUAUGGAGGUGAGACAGACCUGUCAAGGCAGAGCUAUUUGUUUAAACAACCAUGUGAACCACCUUCAGGCCAUUUUGAAGGAAUAUGUUGGUCAAAUUUGACAGGAAUUCUUGGUCAAGUAUAGUUUGAAGAAAUAGAACAUCGUACCUUGGACUACGCAUGUGACUAAUUUUACACAAAGUUUUUGCACAGGGACAUGUAAAUAAAACAAUUGUUAAAUGAUGAGGCACAAUGUGCAUAUCCUGGACUGUGCCAUAUCUCCUUGAAUCUCGAAGAGUGCAUCACAACUCUGAAGAGGGCCUGGCCUACCUUCCUCUCAUUCUCAAAUUAUCGUUGGCCUAAAAAGGGGGCCUGCCUGGAUAGCUUUUUCCAUAGAUCUAUGUGGUAGUGGUCAAGUUUAUACUUAGAAGGUUUUAAACCAGGUCUAAAUAAAUUCACAAUUAAAACAAUGUGAUAAUUGCAUGAAUUUUAAAUUCAUAGGCUGGUUUUGCCCAUCCAGUUCGAUUUAUAAACUCUACAAACAAAUAGAACUUUUGCUGUGCUAUAUGUGUUCUUCACAUAUGCUCGCAGAUGUGAUUCGUAGUAGCCAAUUUAUUAUAUUUGCACUUGUAUAU